UAUGUGGUCUGAUGAUGUCAUUCUGUCAAAUGUUUGUUGACAUUUGUGGUUUCGAUAAAAUAAAAAGAUUUUAGUUUUGGUAGGUGUGGUUAUAAAUCUUUCAAAAGUUCAAUCAAAUUCUCGGUAGAAGGACUAAAUUAUUGAGUCAUAAAAAUGGAUGGAAGACUACCGGCGUGUGUUAUCGAUGUAGGAACGGGUUACACCAAACUAGGUUUUGCGGCAAACAAGGAGCCACAGUUCAUAAUUCCUUCUGCUAUUGCGAUAAAGGAGAGUGCAAAAGUGGGUGAGACAACUUCUAGGAGAUUGAAUAAAGGCGUUGAAGAUCUCGACUUUUUUAUUGGAGAUGAAGCAUUCGAUGCCACCGGAUAUUCAGUUAAGUAUCCAGUGAGACACGGACUUGUUGAAGACUGGGACUUGAUGGAAAAGUUUCUGGAGCAGUGUAUUUUCAAAUACCUCCGUGCUGAACCAGAAGAUCACUACUUUUUGCUCACCGAACCUCCUUUGAACACGCCAGAAAAUAGAGAAUACAUUGCUGAAAUAAUGUUUGAAUCUUUCAAUGUUCCCGGCUUGUACAUAGCAGUUCAAGCUGUUUUAGCUUUGGCUGCGAGUUGGGCUAGCAGAAGUAGAGAGGAAAGAACCCUCACGGGAAUUGUAAUUGAUAGUGGAGAUGGUGUAACUCAUGUUAUUCCUGUUGCAGAAGGAUAUGUCAUUGGGAGUUGUAUAAAGCACAUUCCCAUAGCUGGUCGCAACAUCACCUAUUUUAUACAGUCACUUCUACGAGAGCGAGAGAUAGGUAUUCCUCCAGAACAAUCCUUAGAGACUGCUAAAGCAAUAAAAGAAAAAUACUGUUACAUUUGUCCUGAUAUAGCCAAAGAAUUUGCCAAGUAUGACACGGAUCCGGGAAAAUGGAUGAAGAAAUUUGAAGGAAUCAAUUCUGUAACAAAGCAAUUAUUUAAUGUAGAUGUAGGGUAUGAGCGGUUCUUAGGGCCCGAGAUAUUCUUUCAUCCUGAGUUUUCGAAUCCAGAUUUCACAAUACCUAUCUCCCAAAUUGUUGACGAUGUUAUUCAGAAUUGUCCGAUUGAUGUUCGUAGACCAUUAUAUGACAAUAUUGUUCUUUCUGGUGGUUCAACCAUGUUCAAGGAUUUCAGCAGGAGGCUACAGAGAGAUAUUAAAAGAACUGUUGAUGCUAGACUCAAACUUAGUGAAACGCUUGGAGGAGGACGGUUGAAGCCCAAACCUAUUGAUGUACAAGUUGUGUCACAUCAUAUGCAGCGGUAUGCCGUCUGGUUUGGUGGUAGUAUGUUGGCUUCUACACCUGAGUUUUAUACAGUGUGCCACACGAAGGAAGAUUAUGAAGAAUAUGGACCUAGUAUCUGUAGGCAUAAUCCAGUAUUUGGAACAAUGACGUAACUCGUUCCUUUUCCUUUUUUUUACCUAAUAUAGAUUGAAAAACUGUCUCCAAGAUAUACUGUUGAAUAUAAGCUUUAAUUUAUCUGAA
This is a messenger RNA of Leptinotarsa decemlineata (Colorado potato beetle), 1498 nucleotides long. It is a transcript of the gene Arp3, whose product is annotated as Actin-related protein 3. The record is from RefSeq and is a predicted model, not a curated record. NCBI's taxonomy places the organism in Eukaryota, Metazoa, Arthropoda, Insecta, Coleoptera, Chrysomelidae.